Paramecium tetraurelia is the source of this 180-nucleotide messenger RNA. RefSeq lists its product as uncharacterized. The transcript has a single exon. NCBI's taxonomy places the organism in Eukaryota, Ciliophora, Oligohymenophorea, Peniculida, Parameciidae. The record is from RefSeq and is a predicted model, not a curated record.
AUGGUUGAAUAAUUGUUUUCCAAUUUCCUUGGAUUCUACAAGCCUAACUUCAAGAUGUUUACAUCUAAUACGAAAUUUAGAGAGAAGUAGAUGAUUCAGUAACCAAAAAAACGAUAACAUUAGAGAAAUUAAAUUUCUAUUCGAUUGAACAAGAUGGCAGAAAAUUUUACACAAAAGUGA